Lucilia cuprina (Australian sheep blowfly) is the source of this 1180-nucleotide messenger RNA. RefSeq names its product vacuolar protein sorting-associated protein 52 homolog (gene Vps52). The annotation marks the transcript as partial. Gene Ontology annotation, molecular function: syntaxin binding. Gene Ontology annotation, biological process: Golgi to vacuole transport; endocytic recycling; lysosomal transport. NCBI's taxonomy places the organism in Eukaryota, Metazoa, Arthropoda, Insecta, Diptera, Calliphoridae. The record is from RefSeq and is a predicted model, not a curated record. Gene Ontology annotation, cellular component: GARP complex. The transcript is spliced from 4 exons.
CGAUCUUUUUUGCAGUACACUUUUGAGGCUUUAUUCCGCUCUGAACAGUAUGCUUUAGUGGACAAUGCCUGCCGUGAGUAUUUAUUUGUCACCGAAUUCUUUAUGGUGCGGGGAGCCCAGGCCCAGGAUCUGUUUAAUCAAAUAUUGGGCAAAACCUUAACUCUAAUGAUAAAAAAUCUGGAAACCAGUAUCCAGGAUUGCUAUGAUACCAUAGCCAUGUUUUUAUGCAUUCAAUUAAUAUUUCGCUAUCAGUUAAUGUGUCAUAAAAGAUGUGUGCCAGCAUUGGAUAAAUAUUGGGAUUCCUUACAGUCGGUAUUUUGGCCACGUUUCGAACAUGUAUUUCGCUUAAAUAUACAGAGUAUUAGAGAUUGUGAUCCUACGAAAUUUAAUAAAGAAUUGGGACCUCAUUAUAUAACACGCCGCUAUGCUGAAUUCUCCGCUGCGAUUGUGGGCAUCUCUGAACAUUUCCCCAAUGAAUUAGUAAGUCGUUUACUUUUGGAACUACAGAAUGAGGUAGAAUGUUUCAUAUUACGCAUGGCCGCCAUAUUUCCAACACGCAAGGAACAACUUAUUUAUUUAAUUAAUAACUACGAUUUAGUUUUGGGUGUGUUAAUGGAACAUACCCGUGAUAAUUCAAAAGAAGCUGAAGCUUUUCGUGAACAGUUAAAUGCACGCAGUGCUGAGUAUGUCGAAGAAAUCUUGGCUCCACACUUUGGUGGUAUUAUACAAUUUGUCAAAGAAUGUGAACCUUACUAUGAAAAGGAACAGUUGGAAGAGUUACGCAAACAGGAACGUAGAAGUCUAGCUUUGGUGGCCAGUUUUUCGGCUAAUUGGAAAAAGUCUUUAGAGGAAUUAAAUCGUGAGGUUUUAUUAUCAUUUCCCUCACUUUUGACCGGCUCUCAAUUGUUGCAAUUGGCUUUAGCUAGUUUAGUACAAUACUAUCACAGAUUCCAUAAGCUCUUGACACCCAAUGCUCGGUCUCAGUUGACCAAUAUACAUGUGGUUAUGGUAGAAAUGAAAAAAUAUAAAUGUAAUUAUUGAGAACAGCAAAUAAUUGCCUGUUAUUAGAGAACUAUUUAUAAUAAUUCCAUUAGUUGCUAGAAAGAGAGAGAUAUAAAAUAAGUAAAUAUAAUUUAAGUAUUAACACAAAUUAAAAGUUUAAUUAGCGGUUUGUUUGUUU